Molecule: messenger RNA, 1240 nt
Organism: Glycine soja
Lineage: Eukaryota; Viridiplantae; Streptophyta; Magnoliopsida; Fabales; Fabaceae
Product: isoflavone-7-O-methyltransferase 6-like
Exons: 1
Coding region: 247-705 (152 amino acids)
Biological process (GO): methylation
Molecular function (GO): S-adenosylmethionine-dependent methyltransferase activity; O-methyltransferase activity
Source: RefSeq, a predicted model, not a curated record
AAGAUUACUAUCAAAUAAGGCUGAAAGCGUAACAUGAUAAGAUAAAUUCAUAAGCAUGUUAACAAUUUUGCCAAGACUAGUGCCUCUAGUUCAAGUUAUUUGACUGCCUAAGAACUGUUUCUUAAUUGGACUGUCCAACUUGGUAUUCCAGACAUAAUACAGAACCAUGCCAAACCCAUUACUCUUUCUAACUUAGUCUCUACUCUCCAAAUUCCACCAUCUAAGGCUUGUUUUGUGCAGCGGUUCAUGCGCUUUUUGGCACACAAUGGAAUAUUUGAUAUCCAUGAGAGACAAGAAGAUCAUGAACCAACAUAUGCUCUCACCUCUGCUUCAAAGCUUCUUGUCAGUGGCAGUGAUCACUGUUUAUCUCCAAUGGUUCUGUUGAAUACUGAUCAACUUCUGACGAGUACAUACCAUCAGUUGGGGGAGUGGAUUCGAGGGGAGGACCUUUCAGUAUUUGAGACAGCCUACGGAACAAGCGGUUGGAGAUUUUUUUUUGAGAAAAACCCUGAAUAUUUUAGGCUUUUCAAUGAGGCUAUGGCAAGUGAUUCCCGAAUAGUAGACUUGGCACUCAAAAAUUGCACUUCAGUUUUUGAGGGGCUAGAUCCCAUCGUGGAUGUUGGUGGUGGAACUGGAACCACGGCCAGAAUUAUCUGUGACGCAUUUCCUAAGUUGAAAAAUGAUUGUGUGAUGCAGAUCUACUAAGUGUCCAUUUGCUGAUUUGUUUUGGAAAAGAAUAUUGCUAUAAUAGAGACAUAAUUCUUAAUUGUUUUUCCAGUUUUACUUUCUUUCCAGUGGAUUUUACACGACUGGAAUGAGGAAAAUUGCAUAAAGAUCCUGGAAAAGUGUAAAUAUUCUAUUUCAAGCAAAGGCAACAGAGGGAAAGUGAUUAUCAUAGAUACAAUAAUAAAUGAGAAGCUAGAUGACCCGGAUAUGACUCUAACAAAGCUUAGUUUGGAUAUAGCUAUGUGGACCAUCUUUAAUGGAAAAGAGCGAACUGAAGAAGAAUGGAAACAAGUCUUCACUGAAGCAGGAUUCAAACACUACAAAAUACUUCCCAUCUUUGGUUUUAGAUCUCUGAUUUAGCUCUAUCCUUAAUGCAUUUUUAUGAUGUCUGUAUCACACUCAACGUGUGUUAUAUACAUGAACAUCCUUAGACAUCGUUGUUAUGUAUUUAACAGUUUGCUUGUCGUGAAUUGAAUAAAGCUAAGAUGCCAUAUUGGAGGGGUUGUUUGUGGGU